CUAUCCUCUUAAGUCAAUCGUCUCUUUCUCCUGCAGACUUGUUCUUCCCAGGUGCGUCCAAGCAAUCGAUCAUGUCCUUCCAGCCUGCAGUCAGCCACCCCAGCAUCUACAUAGACACCAAUGGGCAGCCCUCCUCUUUGCCUGACGUGGAAGGUUCCGCUGUGCCCCGGCUCGCGGUCCAGAGUCCGGACCCUUCUGUGAUCUGCGAAUACAGCCGAGGCGAGGGGCAGAGCAGUUCAGCUGAAUCGGGGCCGGAGCUGCGGACUCCAGAGAUGUCAGCCAUGUCCCCGCCUCUGAGAAAUGAGUCCCUCGUCUCCUACGCCUCCAUGUCGGAGGAAGAAGAGCGGGAAGGCCAGGAGGGGGACGGGUGCCCCAGCGCAGCGAUGGGCCUUCAGCCUGGCCCGGAGCCCCAGCUGUCGGCAGAGGAAAGCGCGAAGGCAUCCCGGCAGGCCAUGCUCAUCCGCCGGUGCAAUUCCCAGGGCUCCAUGAGCUCCCUCCCCGAGGACACGCUCAAUCACGUGGACGCUCACGCAGACUGGGCCCACGAAGGGGUCUCCGACAUCCCCUCCUUGGGCAGGGUGCUGGACGCCUCCCAGCCGGAAGAGGAGGAGGGCAGCCAGGGCCCUGAGGUGGGCUCCUUGCCCAGGGUACUGAUGGGGCCCACGUGGGAGAAGCAGCAGCAGGAGGAGGAGCGGCAGCAGCAGGCGCGCUCCCCGCUGCAUGGCGCGCUCACCGAGGAGUCCCUGCCCUCCUCUGCCUCGCCUCAGGAGGACCAGCCCCCCGCCCCGGUGCCGCCGCCGCGGGGCCUGGGCUGCUCUUGGCUGCGGGAGGGCAGGAGGGAGAGCUGGAGGACUAACAUCCACCGCCUGCUGGACCUGGAGGAGCAGUGGGACCAGCUGUACCACCAGGAGCUGGCCAUGUGGCAGGAGGAGCGGGCCACCCAGCGCGAGGAGCGGGCGCGGGACAGGGAGCUGCAGUUCCGCCUGCUGGGCGUCCUGACGGACAUCCGGGACGAGCUGCGCUACCUGCGGCAGGAGCGGGCCAGCGCGCGCCAGAGCCAGGCCCCGCCCGCUGAGGCGGGGCCCGAGGCCAGCGGGCUCUUAGACCAGCCGCCCAAAGCGGAAGUCAGCUUCCCAGGGCCGACCCUGGGCGGCGCCGGCUGGGGAGAGAGCGCCAUGGCCAGCAGGAACCCGUAUGGCAGCCGGGGGCGGGGGCGGCGCCGGGGCCGGCCUCGUGGUUCCGCCUCCAAACACAGACGCCUCUUCCUGACCAAUAGCUAGGAGUGGCUGGGGGCUGUCAAUUCCAGUGACGGACAUGGGGUGUGUGGACAGCCCUCCUGGAGCCUGGGGACGAGUGCACGGGGUGGGCACGCAGCGUGCGCCUGGACAUGGAAGGGCAGGGGUGAGUGUGCGGGGGGAUGUGUGUGACGGAGGCGUGUGUGAGGGGGGAGAGAGAGAGAGAGAGAGAGAGAAGCAUUUGGGAAUAUGCCUGGUGUGCAAAUGCAUCGGUGCAUUUGUGUGAGCUGGGGAAUCGAGCGUGCCUGUGUAAGUUUGACAGGUGUGGGUGCAGUUUGAGCAUCUGUGUACCAGCACCUGUCCGGGGGGGGGGGGCAUGUGAGGAGAAGUGUGUGAGCCUGUGGUGUGCAUGUCCAUGAGAAUGGGGUGUGAAUGCAUGGGCUGCAGGCGUGACUGCAGUUGUGUGUGUGGGGGGGGGAAUGCACGUGCUUGUGAAUUUGCAGCGACAGAUGGGUAAGCAAUGUACGGGUGUGAGCAUGUGGCAUGUGUAUGGGAGGCUCUGCAGGACUAGUGUGCAGUGGGGAGUGUGUAAGGCCGCAGUGGUGCUUGUCUGAGUGCAAGCAGGGAGCAUAUACUGCAUCGUGCGUGUGCACACCUGAGUCCAGGGUGUCUGAAUGAGGCAGCCGUGUGGCAGGGGGAUUAGUCUAGGAAUGGAAGGGUGAGUGUGAGUAGCCCUGGGAGGCUGUGAUUGGUUGGCAGGGGGCGUAGGAGGGGGGUGUCCAUGGCACGAGCGUGAGCAUGAGUGUUAGUGCGGUCCACGUACACAGGAUGUGUGUGCACACAGCUGGAUGUCCAUGCCCAUGUGGGAGUGCCAGCUGUGGCAAGGGAUGAGUGCAGGGCAUGCAGGGAGGGCAUGUAGCAGGCACGCUGUGUGGGUGUGAGUGACUGGCUGUGAUUGCACCCCGAGAGAUGCGGGCACAGGAGUGUGUGACUGCCCGGCAGGGGCACAGGGACAAUCAGGCAGCGGCGCACUUGUACGAGCAGGAGCGGCUAGGGGUGGAGGCUGAGUGCACGGGUGAGCGCAAGGGGAGUGAGUCCGAGCAGUGGUGGGAGGGGGUGUGUCUGUCGUGCGUUUAGGAGAGAUGCUUGCAUUGUGGAGGGGGUGUGCAUGGAGCCAGAGGGGGGGAUGCUGUUUAAGGCAAGGCCUUGGGGGGUGGCUGAGUGAAAGUGCUGCACUCCCGCAUCUGGGAGGUGCGUGUACGUGUGACCCGGGGCAUGUGCCCGCCGGCAGGGGGUAGAUGUGCAAGUGCGCUAGGCUGAGUAGGGUUGCUACUUUCUGGGGGGGAGGGGAAUUAGGAAUAGUCGCUGUCCUGCGAGAACAUUUUAUGCAAAUCAUUUAAUGACCUAAUUUGCAUAUAACCAUAAACUUCUGUUAAAAAAAAAAAAAAACCCAAACCCAAGCCUGUGUGUGGACU
Messenger RNA from Trachemys scripta elegans, 2710 nucleotides. RefSeq lists its product as uncharacterized. NCBI's taxonomy places the organism in Eukaryota, Metazoa, Chordata, Testudines, Emydidae. Gene Ontology annotation, cellular component: nucleus. The record is from RefSeq and is a predicted model, not a curated record. The transcript is spliced from 2 exons. Bases 72 to 1280 code for a protein of 402 amino acids.